AUGGGUUCCCAAGGGGAGGAUAGCUUGCUCUUGGAAGAUGGGCUUCUGAAGGAGAAUGUAAUUAGAGGAUCAUACACUGGAGAUGGAUCGGUUGACAUUAAUGGAAAUCCAGUACUUAAGCACAAUACUGGAAACUGGAGAGCAUGUCCUUUUAUUCUAGGUACUGAAUGCUGUGAGCGCUUGGCUUACUAUGGAAUUGCAACCAACCUUGUUACUUAUCUCACCAACAAGCUACAUGAAGGAAAUGCUUCUGCUGCAAGAAAUGUUACCACCUGGCAAGGAACUUGCUACCUUGCACCCCUCAUUGGAGCAGUUUUGGCAGAUGCAUAUUGGGGAAGAUACUGGACUAUUGCAGUUUUCUCCACAAUAUACUUCAUUGGAAUGGGUACUUUGACUCUGUCGGCUUCAGUUCCUGUCUUCAAGCCUCCUGCUUGUGUGGGGUCCAUUUGCCCAGCUGCAACUCCAGCUCAGUAUGCUGUAUUCUUUUUUGGUCUGUAUCUGAUUGCACUGGGGACUGGAGGGAUAAAACCUUGUGUCUCAUCCUUUGGGGCAGAUCAAUUUGAUGAUACUGAUACAAGGGAGAGAGUUAAGAAGGGGUCUUUCUUCAAUUGGUUUUACUUUUCUAUCAACAUCGGGGCUCUCGUAUCAAGUAGUUUUCUUGUUUGGAUUCAAGAUAAUGCCGGGUGGGGCCUAGGAUUUGGCAUACCUACACUGUUCAUGGGUCUUGCCAUCAUAAGUUUUUUCUCAGGCACGCCCCUUUAUAGAUUCCAGAAACCAGGUGGAAGCCCCAUUACAAGAAUGUGCCAGGUUGUGGUUGCCUCUCUCCGGAAAUGGAAUGUGAAGGUCCCCCAUGAUAGUUCUCUUUUAUAUGAACUGCCUGACAAAACCUCUGCUAUUGCAGGGAGUCGGAAACUGGAGCAUAGCAAUGAACUCAAGUGUCUUGAUAAAGCUUCUGUGGUCACUGAUCAUGAAUCUGAAAGUGAUGACUUUUCCAAUCGGUGGAAGCUCUGUACUGUGACCCAGGUAGAAGAACUGAAGAUACUAAUCCGCAUGUUUCCUAUCUGGGCUACUGGUAUAGUUUUUUCCGCUGUCUAUGCACAGAUGUCUACCAUGUUUGUGGAACAGGGAAUGGUUAUGGAUACAUCCAUUGGUUCUUUCACCAUUCCUCCAGCAUCUCUAUCAACUUUUGAUGUAAUCAGUGUCAUUGUUUGGGUCCCAAUCUAUGACAAAAUCCUUGUCCCAAUUGCAAGAAAGUUCACUGGUAAGGAGAGAGGCUUCUCGGAGUUGCAGAGGAUGGGUAUAGGCCUCUUCAUAUCAAUACUGUCCAUGAUAGUUGCUGCAUUAGUAGAGAUGAAGCGGUUGCAACUGGCAAAGGAACUUGAUCUGGUGGACCAAAACGUAGCAGUGCCUAUCAGUAUUUUCUGGCAGAUACCCCAGUAUGUCUUAGUGGGGGCUUCAGAAAUAUUUACCUUCAUCGGGCAGCUCGAGUUCUUCUAUGAUCAAUCUCCAGAUGCAAUGAGGAGUCUAUGUAGUGCCUUGUCCCUCCUUACAACAGCAUUAGGUAAUUACCUAAGCUCUUUUAUUCUUACAGUUGUGACAACAGUAACAACUAAAGAUGGAAAUCCUGGAUGGAUACCUGAUAACUUGAAUGAGGGGCAUCUUGAUUACUUCUUCUUGCUCAUAGCUGGCCUCAGCUUCUUGAACUUGCUGGUUUAUGUCUUAUGUGCUGCUAAGUACAAAUGCAAGAAGGCUUCAUAGGGGGUUUUCCAACAGGAUGGUACAAUGCAAUUUCCAAUACAUGCAACUUCUUGUAUGAAGACAUGUAAUGUAAAUAUGGUUCUGCAGCUGUAAGAUUUUUAUGGUGAAAUCUGUAAUUAUUUCUAUUCUACUUCCCUUUCAUGUGUUUAUAUAAUUAUAAAGCUGACGUUGUAUUUCUUUUGGAAUAAGCUAAUACUUCUUAGAUACA
Messenger RNA from Nelumbo nucifera (sacred lotus), 1966 nucleotides. RefSeq names its product protein NRT1/ PTR FAMILY 8.3-like. Gene Ontology annotation, biological process: transmembrane transport; oligopeptide transport. Gene Ontology annotation, cellular component: membrane. Gene Ontology annotation, molecular function: transmembrane transporter activity. Lineage: Eukaryota; Viridiplantae; Streptophyta; Magnoliopsida; Proteales; Nelumbonaceae. The record is from RefSeq and is a predicted model, not a curated record.